AACAAACUUUUAAACACCCUGAAAGAGCAGAGACCUCAGAACAGGUUGUUUGGGCAUUGCUGACCCAUGAAUGGGGCUAGCAGGAAAGGGAGGAAGGGAGGGAGGGACAGGGGUGAUGGUGGAUGGAGCACACCAUAGGAUGAGUGCUGAGCGCCCCUUGGUCAGAUCCCAUGUCUACCUGAGGUGUGCCAGCCUGCUACCUUGGGCCUGCUCCUGUACAGUUCUGUCCCUGGAGAGGUAUGUUCAGUGGGGACUUGCAUGUCACUGUCAACAUGGGGUCCCUGCCCUGAGCUCUCUGGACACACCACUGACUCUGUGUCUUGUCCUUUGCAAGUGCUGGUGGAGGUUGGUAGCCUGCCAGUGUAGCUGUGGCAGCUCAUCUUAGCCUACCUGUGCCUCCCUGACCUGGGCUGCUGCAGCUUGGUCUGCACGGCCUGGUAUGAGUUCAUCCUGAGCCUGGACAAAACAGGAGAUGGCUCUGCCUGGGGCUGCCUUGAGCACAGAUACCCCAACUGGCCUAACCAGCCUGUGGAGCCACAGUCCUGGAGAGAGGCCUUCAAACAGCACUACCUGUCCUCCACAGCCUGGACCAAAAACAUGCAGGAUGUGCAGUCCUCCAGCUGCGUCUCUCUCUUUCAGAGGAGGAAGGGCUGGUGCCAGCUCUGUGUUAGCAUAGGGGCUGAGUUCAGCAGGCUCCAGGCAGCCCUUGGCACUGCCACCCACCUUGUGCUGCUACCUGGUGCACAUGAGCAGAGCAAGGUGCUGCUGAAGGUGCCUGUGGAGGCUGUGGGGCAGGCCAAACUGGGGGAUGUGGCACUGCUGGCAAGCAUUGACUGUCCCACUGUUCACUUCCACAAUGUGGUCUUCAUGCUGUCCCGCUUCUCCUAGGUGCUCUACAAGACAAGCUCAGGCUAUGUCCAGUUAGACAGUUGCAACUUUGAAAAUGGGCAGCUGCAGAUCCAUGCACCAGGGACGUGCCAGGUGAAGUUCUGCACUUUCAGCCAGUUCAGCAUCUACCUCCACAGCAUGGCCCUCUGCAUCCUGGAGAGCUGCGAGUUCACCAGCAGUGGGACUGCCUCUGUAACUGUGAAGGGCUGCCCAAGCUCUGACUGUAACUGGGCCUGCAGACAAAGCAGCUUCCUCUCUGCUGUUGGUGCUCAAGCCCUGCUUGGCUCAGCCCAGGAAGGCACUGAAUUCAGAGAUGGCUUGCAGGCAGCAAAGGAGGAGGAAUCCCCAGCCCUCAACUCAAACUCUAGUGACAGUGACUUAAACAGCAACAAUGCAGAGGAUGCUCAGGCUGCCUACAAACUGCCCUAUCAAGCUCACAGUCUGAGUGACACAAUUGCUAAUGUUACGGACAGCAGGUUUCAAAGCAACAGACUGCACACUCUUCAGAGGGACCUUAAACUCAAGUCUCUGCAGCAGGAGCUGCAGCAGGACAAGGAGGCCCAGUCUUUGGCCAACUCUCUGCAAGGCUGCAUCAUCUGACAGUGCCUUUUCAGGGAUGGGAAGGGAGGACUAUUCAUUUAUUCACAAGGGCAAGCAAAACUGGAAGGAAACAUCUUCAGGGAUCUUACCUACGCAGUGUGCUACAUACAGAACAGAAAGGUGCUGUGAAGACUGCUGUGAGCCCUCUUCCCUCUCCCUCCUGCUCCACUGUCUCCUUUUCUAUGCAUUGCCUGUGUUAACCAGCCCAAAUGAAAGGCAGGUCACUUGCAGCCACCUGCUUUCUUCAUGUAAUUGCAAUUGGAGAUGUUAACUUGGUGGCAUGCUGGGGUCAUGUAGUCAGGCCUGCUCUACCUGUAAAUUAAACUCUCACCCUAUAAAAGUGCUGCAAAUCACAUACCACAAAUGCAGGGACUGCAGGACUGUGGUGUCAGCCUCUGGUCUUGACAGUUGCCGUGGCCAGAUGUGGCUGCUUCAGGAGACCCUCAGGGGAGGGAUUUUGG
Pezoporus flaviventris is the source of this 1949-nucleotide messenger RNA. It is a transcript of the gene FBXO10, whose product is annotated as F-box protein 10. Lineage: Eukaryota; Metazoa; Chordata; Aves; Psittaciformes; Psittacidae. Gene Ontology annotation, biological process: protein ubiquitination; ubiquitin-dependent protein catabolic process; regulation of apoptotic process. Gene Ontology annotation, molecular function: protein binding. The record is from RefSeq and is a predicted model, not a curated record.